Molecule: messenger RNA, 1734 nt
Organism: Paramuricea clavata
Lineage: Eukaryota; Metazoa; Cnidaria; Anthozoa; Malacalcyonacea; Plexauridae
Source: the annotation of a GenBank genome assembly
AUGUCCACCACCAGAACUCGACAUUUCAAAGGACCACCACCAGAACUCAGCAUUUCAAUCAAAGCACUGAAGGAUGUUGAUGACAUCCCAAUACCAUGGGAAAGUAGGGGGGAUCAAUCACAAGUACCAACAGAACUUCUGUUAAUGACAGCAACUGAUGAAGCAUUCUUACCUUGUUACUCACUUAUGGAACACGUUGAAAAAGUGUAUCAUAACACACUUGGAUUUGUCUAUUUUGGUGAAUUUAAAGAUACGAAUCACAAGCACCAGAGCGUGAAAGUCGCAUUAAUGAAACAUUACGAGGGAGUGUGUGAAACUCUAAAGGCUGUGACAAAUGCUGCUCACGUUCUGCACCCCAAAGUCACCAUUUUGGUUGGGACCUGUGAAACCCUGGAAAGAACAAUUAAGGUGAAACCUGGCGAUGUUGUGAUUGCUACGAAAUUAGCAACUUAUGAUGAUGAUAGAAUCCUACCAAAAGUGAGUCGAAAUGUGCGAACUUUGAUUCUGUCUGCAGGUCAUGGUUGGAAACCACCAUUAAAAGACCCGGAAAGUUUAAAAGUGAAAGUUAAAACAGCUUUGAUGAUAAGUGGCUCAGAUAAAAUUAAAAAUCGUGAAAGUCUUAAAAACUUACAAAAAGAUUUUCCAGAUGCACUUGUUAUUGAAGACGGGGGAAGAGGUAGGUAGAAACUUCCUACAAGUGAGUAGUUCGACCAUCUGUGUACUCCAUACCAGCUACCAGAAAGGCUUAAAGCUGAUGAAAAAAAUUGUCAAACAGUUGAAGUUAAUAGAAAUUAGCAGAAAUUAAUUUUUAACAUUUUAAGCCUGAAUGUGAAAGGUUCAUAUGUGCAAUUUGCCUGCUAAAUACAUCAGCAGGAGAUCUAUAAAAUUAAAUGUAUGUCUUCUCAUAUUUGCAUCCAAAGGUUUUUUAUUUUGUGCUUCCCUGUAAAUUUUAGGGCUAUAUGAAGCAGCAUGUGAUCUUAAGAUGGAAUGGGCUAUUGUAAAAGGAGUGUCCGGUUCGGCAGGGGAAAGUGAAGAGGUGUCAGAAUCUUGGAAGCAAUUUUCUAGUACAAUGGCAGCAUCUGUUGUAUAUGACAUGUUUAAAUACAUAGUGCUACAAAACUGGACUCGCGAAAGAGAAUUAGCAGGAGACACAAAAGGUAGUUAUUUUUCUAUACCGGAAUGGAAUUGGAUUUUUUAAUUGAAAUCCAUUUAUACUUUUGCAUUAAUAUAUAGUUGUGACUACCUCUGGACUAUGUUGUUUGCAGUAGCUUAAACAUGUUUACAUUGAGCAGUUUCUUGGAAGAAGUGAUUGACCGAUUGUGCAGCAAUCGGAAGUUACCAAUUACCGAUAAUUCAUAAUUCAUGCCACAAUUCAAACAUGGUUGCAGGUGUUCCAGGUGGGGUUCUGGGUUUUACAGACACCCGUAUACAAAUGGUAUUAUGUCCAUAUUUUUUUGCAAUAUCCUCUAGCUGUUUACAAUUUUUUCUGAAAAACUGAAUAUGUUGGUCUUGUUAAUUAAAUAUAAACUGAGAAUUUUAAUUUUUUGGGUCAUGCAAGUUUACUUUCUACGACUACGAUAUUUCAAAUGCGGUAAAAAGUGGAAAGUAAGUUUUUUUAGUAAGAAUUCCAAGUUUGUUUGAAUUGAAUAGUCUAUGAUAUAUUAAUGUCAUAUUUUGUAGAUGUGUCAAAUGCUGAAACAGCAGGUUCAAACCACAGCCAAAGGAAUGUUAACG